AUGGCUGCAAUCACCCGAAAGACCGUGCUGAUCACGGGCUGCAGUGAGGGAGGGUUAGGAGCGGCCCUGGCGCGCAGCUUCGAACAAGCGGGCUUCCAUGUCUUCGCGACGGUGCGCGACCCGAAGAAAGCCGCCUCGUUGCGAGACGAGCACAUCGAGCUCCUGCCACUGGACGUGACCGCGCCGGACACCAUCCACCGGUGCGCGGAGCAGGUGCGCUCUCGGACGGGUGGGACGCUGGACGUACUCGUGAACAACGCCGGGGCGAUGCUGAUGAGUCCUCUGUUGGAUGCCUCGCUGGCAGAGAGCCGGCAAGUCUUCGAGGUGAACGUCUGGGGGAUGCUGGCCACCACGCAAGUGUUUGCUCCCAUGUUGAUCCGGAGUCAGGGCGGGGUGAUUUUGAACAUCUGUUCCAUUGCUGGGGCCGUCCGGAUGGCCUGGCAGGGGAUCUACAAUAGCUCAAAAGCGGCAGAGACAUGGCUUUUGGAGACGCUGCGGAUUGAGAUGGAGCCCCUGGGCGUGCGGGUCAUUGCGGCCAUGGUCGGCGAGGUCGAAACGAACAUCUACCAGAACGGACUGCGCACUCUCAAACUGCCGGCGGAUUCCUACUAUCGGAGUGUCGAGCACAUUAUCGCGGAUCAGGCGGCCGGAAAGCUGCAGACGAAGAACGAACGCCCCGAGGUGACUGCCCGCAACCUGGUGCGCGACGUCCUCAGCGGCCGCUCGGGCUUCACCUGGCGUGGCGGCGUGGCGGGCACGGCCAGGCUGGCCUCGUGGCUGCUGCCCACGCGGUUCUUUGUAAGUGGUCUUAUGAUACCAUGGGGUGGAAAUCAUGCUGAUAAGCUCUAA
Aspergillus homomorphus CBS 101889 is the source of this 849-nucleotide messenger RNA. RefSeq names its product putative short-chain dehydrogenase/reductase. Gene Ontology annotation, cellular component: lipid droplet; endoplasmic reticulum. Gene Ontology annotation, biological process: phosphatidic acid biosynthetic process; triglyceride catabolic process. The record is from RefSeq and is a predicted model, not a curated record. The transcript is spliced from 2 exons. Gene Ontology annotation, molecular function: triacylglycerol lipase activity; acylglycerone-phosphate reductase (NADP+) activity. Bases 1 to 849 code for a protein of 282 amino acids. NCBI's taxonomy places the organism in Eukaryota, Fungi, Ascomycota, Eurotiomycetes, Eurotiales, Aspergillaceae.